Molecule: messenger RNA, 1285 nt
Organism: Labrus bergylta (ballan wrasse)
Lineage: Eukaryota; Metazoa; Chordata; Actinopteri; Labriformes; Labridae
Gene: myoz1b
Product: myozenin 1b
Cellular component (GO): Z disc; actin cytoskeleton
Molecular function (GO): FATZ binding; telethonin binding; actin binding
Source: RefSeq, a predicted model, not a curated record
CUCUCUCCGGGGCGAAGAGGAGGGCAGGCAGUACAAUACAAGCUUUGGGACUCAAAUCUACCUUGGGAUCCAUACUCAUCUCCCUGUUCUGGGACCUUCUGGGACCUGUGUCUUCCUGUGGAUACCUGGGUCUUAGCCAUGGCUCUCACAACUUCAGCACCUUCCAACAAGAGGAAGGCCAACAAGAUCAUCACUGACCUGUCCAACAUCAGCCAGGACGACAAUGAGUCAGACCCAGAAGCCUCUGAGUUUGACCUGGGCACCAAAAUCAAGACUCCCAAGGACACCAUGUUGGAGGAGCUCUCCCUGCUCAAGAACAAAGGCUCCAAGAUGUUCAGGAUGAGGCAGCAGAGGGUGGAGAAGUUCAUCGUGACCACCAUGAACACGCAGAACCUUGAGAACCUGCUGAUGUGCCCUCCCCCCGUCCCGCCAAAGCCUGAGAUGCCAAAGGUGGAAGUGGUGGAGGAGCCAGUGGAAGAGAAGAAGAGGAAGGAGGAGUACGUACGCACCUAUGUGUCGCCCUGGGAACGGGCCAUGAAGGGCAACGAGGAGCUGACGGCCACCAUGAAGUCAAUCAUGCCGGGACCCAUCCAGAUCCAUGCAGAACUGCCUCUGUACAAGAGCUUCAACAGGACGGCAUUGCCUUUCGGCGGAAUUGACAAGGGGGCCAAGACACUGACCUUUGAACUCCCACAGGUCAACAUGGCCAACGAGGAGGCCGAGCCUUUGCCCAGUCUGCAGGCCGACAUGCGCUCACGCCCCUCAUUCAACCGCACGCCCAUCGGUUGGAUCUGCAGCGAGGACAACUCAAACAUCCACAUGGACCUGGAUAACAUGCCCUUCGACGGAGAAACAGAUGACCUGUGAACACGCAUGAACACACAAGUGUAUUUACAGUACAUGAACACACACUCUGAAACUCAUAAAACACACCUAUUACCUCAACUGAACCGAUGCAUGAGAGCAAUAGAUACAGAUCAUAACUUACUGACAGACGCCAAAUACUCAGACACUGUCAGGACUGCUGAGACUCCCAUGAGCAUAUAUGGAAAUGUGUUUGAAUUACCUCUGAAAGAAAUGUAUGAAAAUUAUUUCAAUAUGAAAUGAAAUUAUUUAAUAAGUAUCUCCCCUGGUCUCCUCUGUGCUUUUCAUCUUUUUCUCCCUAACCAUGAUUGAGUCUUACUAUGAUUUUACAAACUCUGAGCUUAUGAGACCUGUGUGAAAAAUACAGACACGCACUCUGCACUCUUGAAACUGUGUAUUUAUUCAAUAAAUUUCCCCUUUA